Molecule: messenger RNA, 1206 nt
Organism: Aspergillus piperis CBS 112811
Lineage: Eukaryota; Fungi; Ascomycota; Eurotiomycetes; Eurotiales; Aspergillaceae
Product: peroxidase family protein
Exons: 5
Coding region: 259-1059 (266 amino acids)
Molecular function (GO): peroxidase activity
Source: RefSeq, a predicted model, not a curated record
UUCCAGUCCAAGAUGGCUAGCGACUUGCCUAUCCAGGGCUGUCAUCGUGCCCCUAACCAGAUCGGAGCCAUCUGAAACUUGCUCCAUCUUCACGCAUGACUGGCUUACAACUGCUACUCCACAAUCAUAAAAAUAGCGCUGGCGCCAUUUCUUCAAGGCCUACAUCCAGAUAUAAAUUCCUCCAAAUCCACAUCAUGUAAACAAUCCUCCAGAAUUCAGAAUCGAAUCAGCUCUGCUAUCACUACCACUACCUCCAUAAUGAAGAUAACCCCCCUACUAUUCCUCGCCGCGGGCCUUGCCCAAACCCAUGCAUUCCCAUCACAAGGAGGAGCACCGCACCCACUACCCUGGUCCCCUCCAGGCCCAAACGAUGUCCGCGCCCCCUGCCCAAUGCUCAACACCCUCGCCAACCACGGUUAUCUCCCCCACAACGGCAAGGACAUCACUGAGCAACACACCAUCAACGCCCUCUACAACGCCCUCGGCAUCGAUGCAGAACUCGCCACAUACCUCCACCAGGAAGCAGUCACCACCAACCCAGCCCCAAACGCUACUACUUUCUCCCUCAAUGAUCUGAGUCGUCAUGACAUCCUUGAACAUGAUGCUAGUUUGAGUCGUCAGGAUGCCUUCUUCGGCGACAACCACGACUUCAACCAAACCAUCUUCGACGAGACCCGCUCAUACUGGACCUCUCCCAUCAUCGACGUGAAGCAGGCUGCUCUGUCCCGCCAAGCACGCGUGAACACUUCCAUGGCUACCAAUCCGAAUUAUACCAUGUCCGAGCUGGGUGCGUCGUUUAGCUAUGGGGAGACAGCGGCGUAUAUCAUUGUUCUUGGGGAUAAGGAGAAUGGUUUGGUGAAUCGGUCGAGGGUGGAGUAUCUUUUUGAGAAUGAACGUCUUCCGCUGGAUCUUGGGUGGACUCGUGCGAAGGAGAAUAUCACGUUUGAUGAUUUGAGUACGAUGUUGAAUAGGAUUGUUAAUGCCACGGGUGGGGAGAGCGAGUUUGACAGGGAGUUGGCGAAGAGGGGUGGGGUGCACGUUGGGAAGUGGAGAGAGUAGAUGGGCUUUGUUCGAAGUGGGUGGAUUCAGAGUGGGUUAGAUGUUCACUACAGGAAGUGUAUAUCGGUCUGAUUAAUAGGUGGGUAUAAAGAGGGCUUUGAGUUGUGACAUAUCUUGCUGUUAUGAUUGGCAUAUACGAGUUGCGUC